AUGUCCCUGGACAUGGAGUCAGGCGGCCGGAGCUGGAGCCAGAGGUCGGAGCUGGUGGUCCAUGAGGAGGUUCCUGAUGGAGAGAAGCCCCACAAGUGCGAGGAGUGUGGGAAGAGCUUCAGGCACAGCUCCAACCUGAUGAGGCACCAGAGGACCCACACUGGGGAGUGGCCCUACGAGUGUGAUCAGUGCAGGAAGAGGUUUCAGACCAGCUCUGAUCUCCUCAUGCACCAGCGCACGCACACAGAGGAGAAGCCCUUCCGCUGCCCCGACUGCGGGCAGGGCUUCAGGCGGAACUCCCAUCUUGUCACGCACCGGCGCAUCCACACUGGGGAGAGGCCCCACGAGUGUGAGGAAUGUGGGAAGAGCUUCAGGCAGAGCUCCAAUCUGGUCCAGCACCAGAGGACCCACACUGGGGAACGGCCCUACGAGUGUGGAGAGUGUGGGAAGAGAUUCAGCCAGAGCUCCAGUCUGAUCUGCCACCAGAGAAUCCACAUCGGGGAGAGGCCCUACAAGUGUGGGGAGUGUGGGAAAAGCUUCAGCCAGCAUUCCAGCCUGAUUGUCCACCAAAAGACCCACUCUGGGGAGAGGCCCUAUGAGUGUUCCAAGUGUGGGAAGGGGUUUCGGACCCACUCCCAUCUCCUCCUGCACUAUUGGAGUCACACAGAGGAGAGGCCCUUCUGCUGCCCCGACUGCGGGAAGGGAUUCAGGCAGAACUGCCACCUUGUCAGGCACCGGCGCAUCCACAGCGGGGAGAGGCCCUACGAAUGUCCCCAGUGUGGGAAGAGCUUCUCCAGCAGCUCUAACUUGACCCAACACCAACGGAGGCACCUGGGGACCAGGGCUCUGGUAGUCCGUGUCUCGUAG
Passer domesticus (house sparrow) is the source of this 867-nucleotide messenger RNA. RefSeq names its product zinc finger protein 239-like. Gene Ontology annotation, biological process: regulation of transcription by RNA polymerase II. The record is from RefSeq and is a predicted model, not a curated record. Bases 1 to 867 code for a protein of 288 amino acids. The transcript is spliced from 3 exons. NCBI's taxonomy places the organism in Eukaryota, Metazoa, Chordata, Aves, Passeriformes, Passeridae. Gene Ontology annotation, molecular function: DNA-binding transcription factor activity, RNA polymerase II-specific; RNA polymerase II cis-regulatory region sequence-specific DNA binding.